Messenger RNA from Mesitornis unicolor (brown roatelo), 532 nucleotides. RefSeq names its product dynein, axonemal, light chain 1 (gene DNAL1). Gene Ontology annotation, molecular function: protein kinase binding. Gene Ontology annotation, cellular component: cytoplasm. The annotation marks the transcript as partial. The transcript is spliced from 6 exons. The record is from RefSeq and is a predicted model, not a curated record. NCBI's taxonomy places the organism in Eukaryota, Metazoa, Chordata, Aves, Mesitornithiformes, Mesitornithidae.
GCAAAAGCAACAACUAUCAAAGAAGCUCUAGCCAAAUGGGAAGAAAAAAAUGGCCAGAAAGCUUCAGAGGCAAAGGAGGUAAAACUGUACGGUCAGAUUCCUCCUGUAGAGAAGAUGGAUGAAUCUCUCUCCACGCUUGUUAACUGCGAGAAACUGUCGCUGUCUACAAACUGCAUUGAAAGAAUCGCCAACUUGAGCAACCUAAAAAAUUUGAGGAUUCUGUCUUUGGGGAGAAAUAACAUAAAGAACUUGAAUGGAUUGGAGGCAGUUGGAGAUACUUUAGAGGAGCUGUGGAUCUCAUACAACUUCAUUGAGAAACUGAGAGGUAUCCGUGUAAUGAAGAAGCUGAAGGUUCUUUAUAUGUCAAAUAACUUGGUGAAAGACUGGGCAGAGUUUGUGAGACUGGCAGAGCUGCCAUCACUAGAGGAUCUGGUGUUUGUAGGCAAUCCACUACAAGAGAAAUACGCCUCUGAUCAGAACAAUUGGAUUGAAGAAGCAACCAAACGGGUACCCACGCUGAAAAAGCUAGAUG